GGGAACUUCCGGGGUCAAAAGGGACAGCUUCCGGCAAUUAGCGCCUCUGCCGCUCCCUCUUCGCCCAUUCCUCCUUUCACUUUGGGCCCCUCGGAGGCCAGUUUUUUAAAAAAUGGAACCUUGUUCCUGUGACACUUUUGUGGCACUACCUCCAGCAACAGUUAUUAACAGGAUUAUUUUUGGAAAAAAUUCAGAUAGACCCUGUGAUGAAGUACAGGAGGUAGUUUAUUUUCCUGCUGCAGUUCAUGACAACCUGAAGGAACAUCUUAAGUGUACUUACAUAGAAAUUGAUCAAGUUCCUGAAACAUAUGCUAUUGUCCUUAGUCGCCCAGCUUGGUUAUGGGGGGCAGAAAUGGGAGCCAAUGAGCAUGGAGUUUGCAUUGGGAAUGAAGCUGUAUGGGGAAGAGAAGAAGUUUGUGAUGAAGAGGCACUACUGGGCAUGGACCUUGUCAGACUUGGUCUUGAAAGAGCUGAUACAGCUGAAAAAGCCCUCAAUGUCAUUGUUGAUUUAUUAGAAAAAUAUGGCCAGGGUGGAAAUUGUUCAGAGGGCAGGAUGGUAUUUAGCUAUCACAACAGUUUCCUGAUAGCUGAUAGGAAUGAAGCCUGGGUUCUGGAGACUGCAGGGAAGUACUGGGCAGCAGAAAAAGUACAAGAGGGAGUUCGUAAUAUUUCUAAUCAGCUUUCUAUAACAACCAAGAUUGAUCGGGAACACCCAGACAUGAGAAGCUAUGCUAAGCAGAAAGGUUGGUGGGAUGGUAAAAAGGAGUUUGAUUUUGCUGCAACAUACUCUUAUCUUGACACAGCCAAGAUGAUGAUUUCUCCAGGCAGAUACUGUGAAGGCUACAAGCUUCUGAAUAAACAUAAAGGAAAUAUAACUUUUGAAACAAUGAUGGAAAUUCUCCGAGAUAAACCAAGUGGCAUUAAUAUGGAGGGAGAAUUCCUGACCACUGCAAGCAUGGUUUCUAUUUUACCUCAAGACUCCAACGUUCCUUGCAUCCACUUCUUUACAGGGACUCCUGAUCCUGAGAGAUCUGUUUUUAAGCCUUUCAUAUUUGUACCAAAUAUUUCACAACUAUUGGACACCAGUUCACCCACAUUUGAAGAUUCAGUUAAAAAGAAGCCACAGUUUAACAUUAAGCCUGACAGAAGACACCCACUCUACCAAAAACAUCAACAGGCCUUGGAAAUACUAGAUAAUAAAGAGGAAAAAGCCAAAACAAUGUUGGACAACAUGAGCAAACUGGAGAAGGAACUAUUCAAAGAGAUGGAAUCAAUCCUUCAAAACAAGCAUCUUGAUGUGGAUAAAAUUGUUAAUCUGUUUCCUCAGUGUACAAAAGAUGAAAUUAGAAUUUAUAAGCCAAAUAUUAGUUCUUAGUGAUCGCAUAAAUAGUCAGCAUCUUCCUCAAAAUUAGAAUCUGUUACCUUGGUAAAUAAUAUAAAUUAAAUUUGAGCAGAUCUGAUUAUUCUUUAAUAGCAUUCAAGUGAUAGCUUGGCUAUUAAAACUACAUGUAGCCUUGAUGAAAUAUUGAGAAAGAAAAUAACAUUGGAAUUGGACACAUAUAUCAUGGAUAGCCAGGUAUCACUUUAGGUACUGACUUGUAUUUUUUUUUUAGCCACAAUACCUUUUUAAAAAUCACAGUAAUUAAAUAUCCAAUUCUGCAUAAAGCAUGAAACAUUAAAAUAAUGUAUACAUUUAUUAUAAUUAUGUAUUGUCCUCAAAUAAUUUUCUCAGUUACAACAAGAAAGCAGAUUUUUCUUUAGUAAUGGAAAAUAUUGUCUCAACUAAUAAGUUUUUUGUGCUUUAGGCAAGUAUUAGCCAGCUCUAGCAAAAUUUUCUAGAUUUACACAUUGUCUUAUUCCAGUCUUUUAAUUAUGCAAAUGUUUUAUUAAACUCAAACAUGCUCUUUGUCAAGACUUAGCUGACCAGUGAGCUUUUAGCGCUAAUUAUCUAGCAUUUUUUCGCCCAUACCCCUUAACAGACUUUUAUGUUAAUAUUUUUAGAAGAGCUUUCCUGGGAGAUUAGGAAAUGGAAUAAGCCAAGACCUUAGGAGAUAUUAUUUUGGUGUCUCAAAUCUCUCUCAUCUUUUACUUCUGUUCAUUCAGUGAAAAUAGGAACAGGAGUGAGAUAGUGGUGAUGAAACAGAAAUAUUAGCAUAUUAUGAACAUUAAGAACGUUAUAAUGAAUAAUGUAUUAUGAACAUUAUAUAUGAAUAAUAAUACCUUUCCAAAGAUUAUAAAACUUUGUUAAAGUUACACAGGGAUUACCAAGUAAGACUCAAAGUUGGAAAUAUAAACAAAAGAAAAAUCUAACUCAAAAUAGCACUAUGUUUUUAUUGGUUUCUAGAAAUUUCCAUUUUAGGUGUUUGAUUGCAUUAUCAUAUUUAUUGGUCACUAUCACUGCAAUUAGGAUUAUUACUAAAAUAGUGGAUCAUUAUAUUUAAAGAGUCCUCAGAAAUUAUUUUUUAAAUUCUCUCAUAAAAAUCAUAAUCUGCCUUAUGGCUCUUGUCUAAUGCAGGGCUGCCAUUACAAAAGAAAACUGUAUCAAAUGCUCAGUUAAUUCUGGUUUGCCUUACAUAUAAUUCAGUGAUAGGUUCUUCCUAAAUCAUGAAGCCCCUUGGGCAACCCCCAAAUGCCCCCCCUCUCUUUUUUAAUAUGUGAGGAAACUAAGGGUAAGCAGUUCAUUGAUUUAUUUAGGCACAGAAACGUGCCUCUCUCUAGGGCCCGUGUGUUUUCACUUUCUCCUUUGACACCAUGCUAGACCAAACUAGCACCAAGCUCUCACCUGGACCACUGCAGUUAAGUUCUUCUGCACCCAUUUUUGCUCUUUAUCUUCAUCCACAUGGGUCACUGCAGCCAGAGUGGUCUAUUAAAAUUUUAAAUAUGUUCAUGAAUUUCCCUCCUAAAACUUUUUUAAAAAAAUAGACUUUAUUUUUAGAGCAGUUUUAGGCUUAAAGCAAAACUGAGCAGAAAGUACAGAGUUCCCACAUACCCCUGUUCCUCUAUCCUCCCCUCCACCAUCAACAUCCCACACCAGAAUGGUACAUUUGUUAUAACUGAUGAACCUACACUGACACAUCAUUAUCACCCAAAAUCCAGAGUUUACAUUAGGUUUCACUCAUUGUACAUUCUAUGGGUUUGGAUAAAUGUAUAAUGAUGUGUAUCUACAAUUAUAGUAUCAUACAGAACAGUUUUACUGCUCUAAAUAUCCUUUGUGCUCCACCUAUUCAUCCCUCCCUUCCCCUAACCCCUGGCAAUCAUCUUUUUACUGUUUCCACAGUUUUGGCUUUUCCAGAAUAUUGUGUAGGUAGAAUCAUACAGUAUGUAGCCUCCUUUUCAGAUUGGCUCUUUUACUUAGUAAUAUGCAUUUAAGUUUCCUCUAUGUCUUUUCAUGGCUUGAUAACUCAUUUAUUUCUAGUGAUGAAUAAUAUUCCACUGUCUGGAUACCCUGGUUGCUGAUAUCCACUACUGAAGGAUGUCUGGUUGCUUCUGUGUUUUGGCAAUUAUGAAUAAAGCUGCUAUAAAUAUC
Molecule: messenger RNA, 3526 nt
Organism: Balaenoptera acutorostrata (minke whale)
Lineage: Eukaryota; Metazoa; Chordata; Mammalia; Artiodactyla; Balaenopteridae
Gene: SCRN3
Product: secernin 3
Exons: 8
Coding region: 113-1375 (420 amino acids)
Biological process (GO): proteolysis
Molecular function (GO): dipeptidase activity; cysteine-type exopeptidase activity
Source: RefSeq, a predicted model, not a curated record